Messenger RNA from Panicum virgatum (switchgrass), 1521 nucleotides. RefSeq names its product heavy metal-associated isoprenylated plant protein 35-like. Bases 126 to 1163 code for a protein of 345 amino acids. The record is from RefSeq and is a predicted model, not a curated record. The transcript has 3 exons. Gene Ontology annotation, molecular function: metal ion binding. Lineage: Eukaryota; Viridiplantae; Streptophyta; Magnoliopsida; Poales; Poaceae.
UCACCCGACUAUAAGAUGGGCACCCCGGCUGCCGCCUCCCUCCCCUCCCAACGGCCCCAAAGCCACAAAGCCGAGUUCCUCUGCUCCUCGAGCAGCCGAACAUAGCAGUCUCCAGAGCACCCCCCAUGGCGACGGCAGCUGCGGCGGCCCCGGCCGUUCAGACUGUGGUGCUGAGGGUGUCCAUCCACUGCCAUGGCUGCAAGAAGAAGGUCCGGAAGGUGCUCAGGAGCGUCGAAGGUGUGCAGAACGUGACGGUGGACGCCGCGCAGCACAAGGUGACGGUGACGGGCACCGUGGACGCCAACACGCUCGUCCAGAAGCUGCACAAGUCCGGCAAGAAGGGGGUGCCGUGGCAGUACUGCCACCCGCCCGCCAACAAGACGGAGGCCGCCGCGCCUGCUCCGGCGCCGGAGGCGCUGUCGGCUCCGCCGGCCGGCGACGGCGGCAAGGAUGAUGCUGCGAAAGCGGCGGACAACAAGAAGCCGGACGAGGCGGUGAAGGAGCCGCAGGUCGAGAGCUCCGAGAAGAUGCAGCCUGAGCAGGAGCCCGCGGGCGCGGAGAAGAAGGCGGAGGCACAGCUGAAGGCGGAGAAGAAAGUGGAGGAGAAGAAGGACGGCGGCGACAGCGAGGCAGCUGAGACCAAGGCCAAGGGCGCAGAGCCAGCAAAGGAAGAGGCGAAGGAAGCCGCCGCCGCUGUUGCCAAGAACGAGGACGAGGCAAAGAAGAGCGACAAGCCCAAGGACGCCGCCGGCAAGCCGGAGCCCGUCGCCGUGACGUCGGAGAGGUCCCUGCCCGCGCCCCCGCCGCCGGCCCCCAAGUACGCGUACGAGGAGGACUACCGCCACCCCUACUACGCGCCGGCGCCGCAGCCGGUGAUGAGCUACCACGCCGCGCAGCCGAGCGCGAGCGUGUCCUACUUCGCGCCGCAGCCGCAGCAGGCCUACUCCAUGCCGCCGCCGGCGUACUCCGCGCACCAGCCGCAGCCGCAGCCAAUGCGGCAGUGGUCGCCGUCGUACCUGUAUGUCCCGUACCCGCAGGCGGCGCCGGAGCCGUACCACCAGGACUACUACAGCCCGCCCGGGAUGCACGCGUCGCCGCCGCCGAUGCAGGACUCGUACCGCAUCUUCGACGACGAGAACCCCAACUCCUGCAGCGUCAUGUGAGCGAGGGUGGUUCGCCGGCCGCCGCCGUGCCGGGCUUCGUCAUCGGGUCGGUUCCGUGGCGGGGGCGAGUAUAGUUGGGGGAGGCGGCACCGCAACCGCAAUAGAGAGAGACCUCUCUGUGGUUGUUGGUAGAGUAGCCUGUAUUACUCUCUUCCACUCAGAGGUCAAACCUCUCUCUCUCCAUGACAGAGCCUCCAUUUUCUUUACUGUCCCUUUUUUAUUGUUCUAAUCAAGUAAUUAGAGCAUGUAAAUUGUAAUGAGAUACGUACGCCUUUACCUGUAGUUAAUUUCCACCGCGUCUGUGCAGGCUACUAGAGUUUUGUAUGAGCUACCACUAAUACAUACCAAUACCAUGACA